This is a messenger RNA of Aspergillus costaricaensis CBS 115574, 1161 nucleotides long. RefSeq names its product 60S ribosomal protein uL6. The transcript has 5 exons. Lineage: Eukaryota; Fungi; Ascomycota; Eurotiomycetes; Eurotiales; Aspergillaceae. The record is from RefSeq and is a predicted model, not a curated record. Gene Ontology annotation, molecular function: rRNA binding; structural constituent of ribosome. Gene Ontology annotation, cellular component: ribosome; cytosolic large ribosomal subunit. Gene Ontology annotation, biological process: cytoplasmic translation. Bases 88 to 666 code for a protein of 192 amino acids.
CUUGUCGAAUUUCGAUCCUUUUGACGACCGACCGCUCGACGAUAUCGACAAUUCCCUCGCGGACACACCACAGCCCACGCAGUCAAGAUGCGGUACAUUUACUCCGAGGAACGGCUGCCUAUCCCCGAGAAUGUGAAGGUUCACAUUCGCUCGCGCAUUGUGACCGUUGAGGGACCCCGAGGCAAGCUCGUCAAGGACCUCUCCCACAUUGCCGUCACCUUCGGCCGCCCCGAGAAGAAUGUCAUCUCCAUUGAGAUGCACCACGGUGUCCGCAAGGGAAUGGCCUCCCUUCGUACCGUCCGCACCCUCAUCAACAACCUGAUCAUCGGUGUCACCAAGGGCUUCAAGUACAAGAUGCGCUACGUCUACGCUCACUUUCCCAUCAACGUCAACAUUGAGAAGAACCCCGAGACCGGCCUGCACGACGUUGAGAUCAGAAACUUCUUGGGUGAGAAGUACGUCCGCCGUGUGACCGCCCAGCCUGGCGUUGAGGUCAUCACCUCCCCCAACGUUAAGGAUGAGCUCCAGAUCUCCGGUAACUCCCUGGAGGGUGUCUCCCAGAGUGCUGCCGACAUCCAGCAGAUCUGCCGUGUCCGCAACAAGGAUAUCCGUAAGUUCCUUGACGGUCUGUACGUGUCGGAGCGGGGUAACAUUGUCGAGGAGUAAACGGUGGUUGUCCGCCUUGGUGGGUAGUGACGGAUGUCUGGAGAAUCUCUUUUUUUUCGCCUACUUGCAUAGGGAAGCAACGCGGAAUUUAAAACCAAAAUCAUGGAAUUCAAAUGCCCCCCCUUGACGUGUUUACGGAUCGGGAUGACUCCUUGUACCUCCGUUGGGAAUGAGAAUGACAGUGUGUGCGUGGUGUGUAGACAAAAAUUACCGGUCGGCUUUUACUGAGCAAUCCAAAUAUCCUCUUUUCUGUUCCUUUAUCGACAUUUUAGACGGAUUCCCUUGCCAUGGAUUUGCUGCGUAGUAGAGUGAUCGGAAUAGUAUAGAUAAUGGGAGUGAUUCCAUGCAUCUUCAAUGGUUUGCGGGGAGAGAGGCCCUUCCCCCAUCUUGUGUAUGUCAUCAUCGUCUUCCUCUUCCUCUUCAUUGUCUUCCAUCACUUCUCUCCGCACCCCUCUCUCAUUCCCAUCAGUUGCUUGUCAUUCCAGGAUACUUAUG